AUGGGAAACAGAGCACCGUCCUCUGUAUCCUCUCUGUUUCUCAUCUUCCUCUGUUUACUAGAUUCUCUAAACGCUCAAUCCACGCCUAUUUUCGCCUGCGACGUCGCCGGAAACCCAUCUCUCGCCGCUUAUGGGUUCUGCAACACCGCCAUAAAGAUCGAGUACCGAGUCGCUGAUCUUGUCGCGAGGCUCACGUUGCAAGAAAAGAUCGGGGUUUUAACGAGUAAACUUCACGGCGUGCCACGGCUUGGGAUACCGACGUAUGAAUGGUGGUCCGAAGCACUUCACGGCGUUUCUUACACCGGACCUGGCACGCAUUUCUCUGGACAAGUUCCAGGCGCUACGAGUUUUCCUCAGGUUAUACUCACCGCAGCUUCUUUCAACGUAUCUCUGUUUCAAGCCAUUGGCAAGGUUGUAUCGACCGAAGCAAGGGCAAUGUACAACGUUGGAUUAGCCGGACUAACGUAUUGGUCACCGAACGUUAACAUAUUCCGAGAUCCCAGAUGGGGAAGAGGACAAGAGACUCCCGGAGAAGAUCCACUGCUUUCUAGCAAGUAUGCUACAGGGUACGUUAAGGGUCUUCAAGAGACUGAUAGCAGCGAUGCUAACCGCCUCAAAGUAGCUGCGUGCUGCAAACACUACACCGCUUACGACGUUGAUAAUUGGAAAGGCGUAGAACGUUACAGUUUCAACGCCGUGGUGAAUCAACAAGAUAUGGAUGAUACGUAUCAACCACCGUUCAAGAGUUGUGUAGUUGAUGGGAAUGUGGCGAGUGUUAUGUGUUCUUACAAUCAAGUUAACGGUAAACCGACAUGUGCUGAUCCAGAUCUCCUCUCUGGUGUUAUCCGCAGUGAAUGGAAGUUAAAUGGGUACAUUGUUUCGGAUUGUGACUCGGUAGAUGUGAUAUAUAAGAACCAACACUAUACCAAGACACCAGAGGAAGCUGCAGCUAUAUCUAUCAACGCAGGCUUAGACUUGAACUGUGGUUACUUCUUGGGUGAUCAUACAGAGGCAGCGGUUAAAGCCGGUUUAGUACACGAGGCAGCUAUCGACAAAGCGAUUUCGAACAACUUUUUGACCCUUAUGCGUUUAGGAUUCUUCGACGGAGAUCCAAAGAAACAGAUGUACGGCGGUUUAGGUCCUAAAGACGUCUGCACACCCGCGAAUCAAGAGCUAGCCGCGGAAGCAGCGAGACAAGGCAUUGUACUACUAAAAAACACCGGUUCUUGCUUACCGCUUUCUCCUAAAGCGAUCAAAACGCUAGCCGUGAUUGGGCCAAACGCGAAUGUCACGAAAACAAUGAUAGGUAACUACGAAGGCACUCCGUGUAAGUACACAACACCGCUUCAGGGAUUAGCCGGGACGGUAUCAACAACGUAUCUACCAGGCUGCUCUAAUGUAGCUUGUGCGGUGGCGGAUGUAGCUGGAGCCACGAAGCUAGCAUCUGCUGCUGACGCGACGGUGCUUGUUAUAGGUGCGGAUCAAUCUAUAGAGGCAGAGAGCCGUGACAGAGUUGAUUUAAAUCUUCCGGGAAAACAACAAGAGCUCGUGACACAAGUGGCUAAAGCAGCGAAAGGACCGGUCGUUCUAGUUAUCAUGUCUGGUGGAGGUUUUGAUAUUACGUUCGCUAAGAACGAUGCGAAGAUCGUUGGAAUCUUGUGGGUUGGUUAUCCCGGAGAAGCUGGUGGUGUUGCUAUCGCUGACGUCAUCUUUGGUCGUUAUAACCCAAGUAAGAAUGACUCUGUUUUAAAAACUUUAAACUAGUGAUAACCGGUGAAUUCUGUUUUUUAAACCACGGAUAAC
This is a messenger RNA of Eruca vesicaria subsp. sativa (arugula), 1803 nucleotides long. NCBI's taxonomy places the organism in Eukaryota, Viridiplantae, Streptophyta, Magnoliopsida, Brassicales, Brassicaceae. The record is from the annotation of a GenBank genome assembly.